GAGAGAGAGAGAGAGAGAGAGCAAAUUCCCUAUAGCAAGUAGAGGAUGGAUCCAAAGGGAUCGCAUUGAUCCUAAGUAAGAUGAAUUCUCCUCAUUCUUUUCUUAAUCAUUCGCAAAAAAAAAAGUCCCAAAAAUUUGCUUGGUUUUGGAUCAUGCUAUCCCUUUGGAUUCUUCCUUUGGCAGCUUCCUCUUCGAUCAGAUGGUUUUAACUUUUAACUAAAUAAACCAGCCAGAUGCUUUGCCAGAAACCUUGUUGGCGUAAAGAUUCUUCGACGCUUUGGUCUCAGGCUAACAACACCAAUAUAGUUAACUCUCUUCUUACAAAAAAGCUGGCUUUCUCAGAAUUUCUUCAUGUGGUCGAAGAAGGAGGAGGAGGAGAAGAAAGGGAAAGGCUCUUAGUUGCAGAGACACAAGAGCCGUUUGUCAGAGAAACCAUGAACGCCACCGAAGCUAAGAAUCGCAAAAUCAUUGUCGGAGACGAUAUUGAUAUCGAAAUCCCCGAUACUGCUCAUCAAAUUAGCAGCGAUUCAUGGUUUCAGGUGGCGUUUGUUCUGACAACCGGUAUAAACAGCGCGUAUGUGUUGGGAUAUUCGGGAACAAUCAUGGUUCCUUUAGGUUGGAUUGGUGGUGUGGUUGGUCUUAUUCUUGCUACUGCAAUCUCUCUUUAUGCAAACACUCUCAUAGCUAAGCUUCAUGAGUUUGGUGGCAGAAGACACAUUCGCUAUAGAGACCUCGCUGGUUUCAUUUACGGUAGAAAGGCUUAUCGCCUUACAUGGGGAUUGCAAUAUGUCAAUCUUUUCAUGAUCAAUUGUGGAUUCAUCAUACUAGCUGGUUCCGCCUUAAAGGCUGUUUAUGUUCUUUUCAGGGAUGAUCAUGUCCUUCAAUUACCUCAUUGUAUAGCCAUUGCGGGUCUGAUCUGUGCUAUCUUCGCUAUUGGAAUUCCUCAUUUAUCGGCUCUUGGAGUAUGGCUUGCAGUUUCGACCAUCCUCAGCCUCAUCUAUAUCGUUGUGGCAAUCGUGCUAUCAGUUAAAGAUGGAGUGAAAGCACCUUCAAGAGAUUACGAGAUUCAAGGAUCAUCACUAAGCAAAAUUUUCACCAUCACAGGAGCAGCUUCAAAUCUUGUUUUCGCAUUCAACACUGGGAUGCUUCCAGAAAUUCAGGCGACAGUGAGGCAACCGGUGGUGAAAAACAUGAUGAAAGCUCUAUACUUUCAAUUCACAGCCGGUGUUUUACCGAUGUACGCGGUUACAUUCAUCGGAUAUUGGGCUUACGGAUCCUCAACCUCGACUUAUCUGCUAAACAGCGUUAAUGGCCCACUCUGGGUCAAAGCCCUUGCUAACAUCUCUGCUAUCCUUCAAUCUGUCAUCUCUUUGCACAUUUUUGCGAGUCCAACAUAUGAGUACAUGGACACAAAGUUUGGGAUCAAAGGAAACCCAUUUGCGUUAAAGAACUUGCUGUUCAGGGUCAUGGCAAGAGGCGGAUACAUCGCGGUUAGCACGCUUAUCUCGGCUUUGUUGCCUUUCCUUGGGGACUUCAUGAGCCUCACUGGUGCAGUGAGCACAUUCCCUCUCACAUUCAUUUUAGCCAACCACAUGUACUAUAAGGCUAAGAACAAUAAGCUCAAUCCUGUUCAAAAGCUAUGGCAUUGGCUUAACGUUGUUUUCUUCAGUUUGAUGUCUGUUGCUGCAGCCAUUGCAGCUGUUAGGCUCAUUGCUGUUGAUUCCAAAAACUUCCACGUUUUUGCAGAUCUGUAAUUCAUUUAUACACACACAUAUAUCUACAUAGUCAUUGUAUUUUUG
Messenger RNA from Eutrema salsugineum, 1799 nucleotides. Its product is annotated as proline transporter 1. The transcript has 8 exons. Lineage: Eukaryota; Viridiplantae; Streptophyta; Magnoliopsida; Brassicales; Brassicaceae. Bases 234 to 1754 code for a protein of 506 amino acids. The record is from RefSeq and is a predicted model, not a curated record. Gene Ontology annotation, cellular component: plasma membrane.